AUGGUGGGUUUCGGGGCUAACCGGCGGGCCGGCCGCCUGCCCUCCUUCGUGUUGGUGGUGCUGCUGGUGGUGAUCGCGGUCCUCGCCUUCAACUACUGGAGUAUCUCCUCCCGCCACGUCCUGCUUCAGGAGGAGGUGGCGGAGCUGCAGGGCCAGGUCCAGCGCACCGAGGUGGCCCGUGGGCGCCUGGAGAAGCGCAAUUCGGACCUCCUGCUCUUGGUGGACUCGCACAAGAAACAGAUCGACCAGAAGGAGGCCGACUACGGCCGCCUCAGCAGCCGGCUGCAGGCCAGGGAGGGCCUGGGGAAAAGAUGCGAGGAUGACAAGAUUAAACUACAGAGCAACGUAUCAUAUCAGAUGGCAGAUAUACAUCAUUUAAAGGGUACGGUGAACAAGCUCUAUGCUUUGCUUACAUUACUUCAUACCAUCACCAGCCUGUGGAGUUUGGGACCUGGAGAGGACCCCUCUUCUCCCUCACACCCUUUGGUUACAACACUUUUUCAGUGUGGCCAACAGAUCAAGGAGUUAAGAGCACAGCAUGAAGAAAAUAUUAAAAAGUUAGCAGACCAGUUUUUGCAGGAACAGAAGCAGGAGACAAACAAGUUUGAUUCAAAAGAUGCAAACGAGUUGGGAAUAAACAAUCAUGCAGUACCUAAAAACAUUCCAAAAGUACCUGAGAAUGCUGCAGAUAAGAAUGAAGAACCCUCAAGCAAUCAUAUUCCACAUGGGAAAGAACAAAUCAAACGAGGUGGUGAUGCGGGAAUGCCUGGAAUAGAAGAGAAUGACCUUGCAAAAGUUGAAGAUCUUCCUACUGCUUUAAAGAAACCCUCUAUUUCUGUUGCUCAGUAUGAAAGUCAUCAAGCAAUCUCCCAUAUUCCAACUGGACAACCUCUCUCCCCAAAUAUGGUUCCAGAUUCUCAUGGACACCACAAUGGAAAUCCUGGAACUUCAAAGCAGAACCCUUCCAAUCCUCUUCAGCGUUUAAUUCCAGGCCCGAACUUGGAAAGUAUACCCAGAAUUCAAGCAGAUAUACUAAAGCAGGCUACCAAGGAUAGAGUCGGUGAUUUCCAUAAGUUGAAGCAAAGCCGAUUCUUUGAUGAGAAUGAAUCCCCUGUUGAUCCGCAGCAUGGCUCUAAACUGGCGGAUUAUAAUGGGGAUGAUGGUAACGUAGGUGAGUACGAGGCAGACAAGCAGGCUGAGCUGGCUUACAAUGAGGAAGAAGAUGGUGAUGGUGGAGAGGAAGACGUCCAAGAUGAUGAGGAACGAGAACUUCAAAUGGAUCCUGCAGACUAUGGAAAACAACGUUUCAAUGACGUUCUUUAA
Molecule: messenger RNA, 1323 nt
Organism: Puma concolor (puma)
Lineage: Eukaryota; Metazoa; Chordata; Mammalia; Carnivora; Felidae
Source: RefSeq, a predicted model, not a curated record